Messenger RNA from Solea solea (common sole), 448 nucleotides. It is a transcript of the gene ppp1r17, whose product is annotated as protein phosphatase 1 regulatory subunit 17. The coding region runs from base 105 to 386 and encodes 93 amino acids. Lineage: Eukaryota; Metazoa; Chordata; Actinopteri; Pleuronectiformes; Soleidae. The transcript is spliced from 4 exons. The record is from RefSeq and is a predicted model, not a curated record.
CUGAGGAUGCUCCUCCUCCAAGCUUCAUAACCCACAGCAGUCACACUGCACCGGUCUGUCUGGGACACACUGCUGAGACUGAGAAAGCCCAAAGGACCUCAGAGAUGACGACUAGCUGCAUGAGGUCAACCCUGGAUCCUGAGCAUCGACUGAUGACACAGGAGAGCAAACACUAUCAGGGGGUGGAGAGCUCCGUGGACAGGAAGUUGGUGGUGAAAGAUGAAAAAGACAAAGAUGAGGCUCAGGAGGAAGACCAGCUGAAGAAACCUCGCAGAAAGGACACGCCCAUCCUCAACUGUCCUCCACUGAUACCAGGUGUGCGACAGCUCAAGGCGGCGAAGCAGGUGGUUCACUUAGAGGAUGCAGAGAAGGAUGUGAAUAAUUAAUUAUUUUCUUUUGUUGCCAAGACAUAUUUUAUGUUUGCUGUCUCAUUAAAUGUUCUUUUGAC